This is a messenger RNA of Exophiala bonariae, 4146 nucleotides long. RefSeq lists its product as uncharacterized. Lineage: Eukaryota; Fungi; Ascomycota; Eurotiomycetes; Chaetothyriales; Herpotrichiellaceae. The coding region runs from base 1 to 4146 and encodes 1381 amino acids. Gene Ontology annotation, molecular function: guanyl-nucleotide exchange factor activity. Gene Ontology annotation, biological process: regulation of ARF protein signal transduction. The record is from RefSeq and is a predicted model, not a curated record. The transcript is spliced from 2 exons.
AUGGCCUUGAAAGCCUUUCUAUCCAACCCCGCCGAGGAAAUCCGUCAACGCAGGCACAGCACCAUCCUCGAUCCGUCUCCGAGAAGUCCUACCAGUAGCCACUCGGUCUCGUCGAACCAUGCUCGCCAAUCUUCCAUGAAAAGGCUGAGCCUAGGCUUGUCUUAUUCGAACGACAGCCCAUUUGCACCCUUUCUCUCCGACGAGCCUGAAGAUCUGUCCUCCGAACGACAUCCUGUACCCGCCACUAGGCAAUCUGUUUCUCACAAUACAGAUCAUGUUGAGCCUGAGCCUGUGAUCGACGUCCAACCGUCUCAAGACCCCCAGCAGAAAGAAAGCCUGCCACCUACAACCGAGGACCCUUUGAGUCUUCCGCUACCGAGACCCCAAAGAUUUUCCAUUCUCGGUUUCAGACAUGCUUCAGAUCCACAGCUCUCGACCAGGUUUAGAAAUCAGGAAUCAGUUGCUUCAAAUAAUAACAAUGCCGCCCCCCCGAAAAUCAUAACCACUGCGCCUACUUCAAAUGACAUGGACGAAGCUGUCUCGAAAAAUGUAAAACGAAACCUUUUUGCCCGUACAGCUAGUCCGUUUAGAAAGAGCAGCAUGAUAAGAGAGGAUGCGGCCGAGUCUCAUGCAGAGGAGCACGCCGGUCGAACAUCUCGCGGCAAUGGGUCUACCUUGGCCAAGAUGAUUUUGCAGGAAAGAACUUCCUUUGAACGAUUACCACGAACAAAGCCAGUCAACGGCGUAUUGUCGCCCCCAGCCUACGGUGAUGAGUCCUCUUCAUCUCUAGCAAUUCCGGUCACGCGUUUGUCUGAUUCUUCCCGCUCCGAUGAUAGCUCUGGUGAACAUCAUGUCUAUGCUAAAACCACCACCACCCAUACCAUUUCCACUACAACUACAUUUUUCAAGUUAAAGAGACGGAAGAAGGACAAAGGCCCACUAUUUCCCUUGCCUGAAAAAUUCCCUCACCCUGCGUCGGGGCGGACUAGUACUUCACAUACUCCUCAAGAACGAGGCUUUGGCAGAAAGUCUAUGUCUCCGAGUAGGAAGUCAGGAGCCACCAUUAGAUUUGAUGCUGAGCCCAGCAGACGGGACUCUGCCGAACCCUCUCCUACACAGUCUGUCACUGCUCUUACAAAUGCUCCAUUCGGCUCCCCUGGACCCACCGUCGUAAGACAGGACACAGCCUGGUCAACCCAUUCGGGCCAAUCAACACCCUCAGUCACCUUGAUUCCACCUCGUCUUGGUGCUAGAGGCAGGUCAUCCACUAUGAGUUCUCUUGGGAGAUCAGCUGAAAAGCUACUUGAUCCGGUCCCCCAGACAGCCUCUGCGAGAACAUCCACUUCGACAAGCGGCCGACGGAGCUUUGGCGACUUGUUGUCACUGCCACAUCGGCUACGACAGAACUCAGCUCCACCAACACGUUAUGGUGGUGGCACAGGUACUAGCACUCCCGGAUCGAAAGCAAACUCUUUACAAAUCCCGCGAGAGCAAGAACCUGAGCGAGUUUAUCCGAAACGGGAGGAUGGUGACACCCCUGCCAGCUAUCUGGAAAAGCUCGAGGCUGCGGUUCCGAGAGGCUCCAUGGCGACCAUCCUCUGCAAAAGUGCGGACGACUUUUGCAAGACUUGCCUACGCAAGUAUAUGCGUGGAUUCUCUUAUUUUGGGGAUUCUAUUGACAUGGCUGUUCGCAAGAUGUUGAUGGAAGUGGAGCUACCCAAGGAAACUCAACAAAUUGAUCGGUUACUUGCAGGAUUUGCGGAUCGCUAUUAUGAAUGUAAUCCUGGCAUCUUUGCAUCGACUGACGAGGCGUCCUAUGUGGCUUUCUCCAUUCUUCUGCUACAUUCUGACGCCCACAAUAAAAACAACAAACGCAAGAUGCAAAAGCAUGACUAUGUCAAGAAUACACAACAGGGCCAAGUGCAAAUCUCGACGGACAUUCUGGAAUGCUUCUACGACAAUAUCUGCUAUACUCCCUUCAUUCACUUUGAUGAUGAAAUCGCUAUCAAUAGUCAUCGUCUAGCGGCACCUAGACUGAAGAAGGGUCUUAUCAAGACGAGAAGUGUGGAAAGCCUUCGUGGCCCUGUCGAUCCAUAUACUCUUAUUCUGGACAACAAAUUAGAGGUGUUGCGCCCACCCCUCAAGGAUGUUAUGGAUUCUGAGGACAACUAUAGUUCUACCGGAACUGCUGGUAGUCUGGAGACGACUGAGAUCUCGAAAGCCUUCUCCAAUUCAGCUGUCCUGCAGAUUGUUUCUGCUCGGUCUAGGCCUGACGCCUUUCUCUCGCAAGCUACAAUUAGUAAUCCUGGAGAGGCUCAGGCAGGUAUUGUGAGUAUCAAAGUGGCAAAGGUUGGAUUAUUAUGGCGCAAAGAUCCUAAGAAAAAGAAGGCGAAGCGACCAUGGCAGGAAUGGGGUGCCGUACUUACUGACUCCAAACUCUACUUCUUCAAAGACAUUAGUUGGGUGAAGAGACUAAUUGCGCAGUACGACAAUCACAUGAAAGCAAGUGGUAAGACCAGUCCGUUGGUGUUCAAACCACCGUUGCCCUCAUUCGACCCAGAUGCCUUGAUGUCAAUGGAUGAUGCUGUUUCACUUGUAGAUUCCAGCUACAAGAAGCACAAGAAUGCUUUCGUUUUCAUCAAACAUGGUGGCUUUGAAGAGGUUUUUCUGGCCAACAGCGAGGCGGAAAUGAAUGAUUGGAUAGGGAAGUUGAAUUAUGCCGCAACGUUUCGAACUGCUGGAGUUCGGAUGCGUGGAUCCUUGGGCACUCCUUAUGACACGAGACAUCUUCUUCGGAAAGAUUCUGAUUUCUCACAAAAGAGUGGUGACAAUACGCACAAAGAGAAGAAGCAAGAUCCUCAAAUGGCAUGGGAAAUCAUGUUUUAUCGACGGCAGCUGAUCAACGAGAAAAUCAGUGACUUUGAUGAGAAGAUCGCUGCUGCCCAGAAAGAGCUUGACCAAUUGUUGCGAAAUGCUCGACAUCUACUGAUCCUCCUUCCAAUUCAACAGAAGACACGCGAAAGUCUUGUUCUUGGUGCAGGCCGGAUGUCAGCCAAGCUCAAGUGGACCAGAAUCGAGCUUUGGCGGACGCGAACACACAGGGAUAUCUUGAGCAAAGAUCUCGAGCAAGAAGGAGUGACUGCCUUCCCUGCUCCUCGAGCUUCGACCACAUCUACUCCCCAGAAAACAACGCCACUGAAGACUGGGCAAACGCUGGGGAGAACAGUGACUGACACCAGUCAUUUGACAUUAUCGCCUGUGAGCGCCACCUCAUCACGACCAUCAAAUCUGCUUGAGAAGUUGAAGACUUCAGAAAAUGAAGAGGGCCGCCCAGGUCUAGAUGGCACAUUAGAUCUUCCUCUUCUUGCCAGUGCCUCAACUUCUGGGGAACAAUUAUUGUCAAGACGUGCUAGUACUCAAGACUCACACUCUUUGGCACACCAAGCUUCUAUUAUUAGUUCUCAUCAUAGCCGCGAGAACAGUCGACACGCUAGAACAAACGAUGAGAGUGAGGAGCAAGUCCUACGUGAAGCAGGAUUGAUUGGUAUUGAUGGCAGUGUACCUAAGGAUAGGCGGCCUGAGACCAGCGAGUCUGAUCGAGAUAGAAUCACCGCAGUUUCCCCAGCAGAUGUUUCCAAGGGCAGCAGUGUAAGGCGCCUGCAUCGAAGCUUGCGUGAAGGGCACCUCCCACAUGGAGUACAUCACCACUCACCAAGUAUUCAUCGGCAUAAGAAAGGACGAGAAUCUGGUUCCAGUAUUACCCCAACCGAGGACAGUGUUCGUUCCAUCAACGAAGCUGAAGAAUUGAAGAGAGGCACCGGAAGUUUUAUAUUGCAUGGCAAAAAAGCGAGUGUGAUCACAAUGUCAUCAGACUGGCAAUCAAUGUCCAGCGAAGAAAGGAUGAAGUUAAGGAAGGUUGUGCAUGGGGACGAGAACAAGGACCGACCUGAUACCAUCCCGGAUGAAGGAGCUGCGGUUGAGACGGCAAGUAACGCCUCCAGGCAGAGUGAGGAAUUCUACAAUUCCAUGGCCUCAAAUAAUAGGGAGAGUGUUGCGACAACUGCUGGGGAGCUCUUUGUCGAUGCAGAAACCGGAGUCGAAUCCGCCAGAAGUUCUCGGUUGAUUAACGAUAGCAACAGUCGUUGA